AAAAAAAAAAAAAAAAAAAAAAAAAAAAAAAAAAAGAGUAGAAGAAAGGGAAAGGGUAGUAGCGGCAUAUGGUAUUAAGAAUGGAAAAUCCGAAAUCGAGCGUGGAAAGUCAAAACCCCGCGCCCUCUCCCAUUUUCGAAAUGGAAAACCAAAACCAAGACGAAUGGGAGCUCCACGUCGACCACGGCUUCGUCUACAAGCGCAAGCGCCGCCGCAUCGACCCUACUCCGCCGCCGCACCCAGAACCAGAGGCGGCGGCGGAGCAGCGCCGGCGAGAGCGCAAGAAACAAACCCUACUCAAGCUCAAAACCAAGUACGAGAACGAGAUUCUUCAGUGGGAAUCCUUGUCGAACACCUUGCACUCACUGCAACAACAACGCACCACUCUUCAACCACAGCCCAUCCCUGCCACGUCGCUCCCUUCCACUUCCGACUCCACCCAUUCCCUCCUCGACGACCUUCUAUUGCAGGUGGAGGCUCAGGAAGCAAUAAUUCGCGAUGUUUCGAAUUUAUGCGACAUAGCAGAAGCAGUGUGCGUUAAGCGAGAGGAACAGUUUAAACAAACCUUGUUUGAUCUUCCGAUUUGGGCUUCGCCGCACGAUCUCAUGCAAGUGCUGUGUGAUGAUGAUUGAUUCAGCCUACUCGCUUUGCCCAAGGAAUUUUACUAUUAUGUGUAAGUGUAGCUCUGUAGCACAGUGGUGUCGUGUCCUGUCGUGUAGAUUAGAUAUUUGGUAGGUUGGUAAAUAUUUUUAGAUUGAUUGUGUUAUGAAAAGGGUCAAACUUUAGGAUGAAUGACCACCAUAAAUAUGGUGAAUUUAUAAGGAAUUCAGUGGUUUUGUAUAAAAUUCAUUAACUUCUAGAAUCUAAUGCCAUCAUGUGAUUGGAUUU
Messenger RNA from Cajanus cajan (pigeon pea), 888 nucleotides. RefSeq names its product cryptic loci regulator. NCBI's taxonomy places the organism in Eukaryota, Viridiplantae, Streptophyta, Magnoliopsida, Fabales, Fabaceae. The record is from RefSeq and is a predicted model, not a curated record.